Molecule: messenger RNA, 1068 nt
Organism: Daldinia childiae
Lineage: Eukaryota; Fungi; Ascomycota; Sordariomycetes; Xylariales; Hypoxylaceae
Product: UPF0160 protein MYG1, mitochondrial
Exons: 1
Coding region: 1-1068 (355 amino acids)
Cellular component (GO): cytoplasm; nucleus
Source: RefSeq, a predicted model, not a curated record
AUGGGCGAAAACGCAGCAAAAAGAUUGAAAACCUCGGAUUGUGGUAGCGGUGUCAAAAUCGGCACCCACAACGGCCAUUUCCAUGCUGAUGAGGCCCUCGCUGUUUAUAUGCUACGGCUACUUCCUACCUAUGCCGACUCCUCCCUCGUCCGUACGCGCGACCCAGCUCUACUAGAAACAUGCCACACCGUCGUCGAUGUAGGCGGUGAAUAUGACGCCUCGCGCAACCGUUACGACCACCAUCAGCGUACAUUCACCACGACUUUCCCCGGCCGACCAACUAAACUAUCCAGCGCGGGGUUGGUGUACAUGCACUUCGGCAAGUCCAUAAUCGCCCAGCACCUAAGCCAGUCCGAGGAUAGCGACGAGGUCGGUGUUUUAUGGAACAAGCUCUACGAGUCCUUUAUCGAGGCUCUCGAUGCCCACGACAACGGCAUCUCUUCGUACGACUCGAAGAAGCUAGAGGAGGCUGGCAUCGAGAAAGCCUUUAGCACUGGCGGUUUCACGCUCGGUGCUAUGGUCGGUCGCCUAAACCCCAACUGGAACGACCCCACGCCCUCGGACCCGACUGAGGCUCAGGCUGCCGAGGACGAGAAAUUCCUUACGGCGAGCACGCGUAUCGGCGAGGAGUUCUCACGGGAUCUCGAUUACUAUGCACGAGCAUGGCUGCCCGCGCGCGCCAUCGUUCAGGAUGCUUACAAGAAGAGACUACAAUUCGACCCUGAGGGCCGCGUCAUGGUGCUCGAGGGCCAGGCCGUGCCCUGGAAGGACCACCUAUAUACCCUAGAAGAAGAAGAGGGAGAGUCGGCUAAGAAAGUUCUCUACGUGCUGUACCCGGAGAAACCUGUCCCCGACGCCAAGUGGCGGAUACAAGCCGUACCUGUGACCAAGGACUCGUUCCAGAGCCGAAAGGCGCUGCCCGAGCCAUGGCGGGGCGCGCGCGAUGAGCAGUUGGACGAGGUGUCUGGGGUUCCGGGCGGUGUGUUUAUACACGCGUCGGGAUUCAUUGGAGGAAACAAGACCUUCGAGGGUGCUAAGGCGUUGGCAGAGAAGGCAUGUGCAUUUUGA